Messenger RNA from Schistocerca americana (American grasshopper), 3170 nucleotides. RefSeq lists its product as uncharacterized. The record is from RefSeq and is a predicted model, not a curated record. Bases 217 to 1632 code for a protein of 471 amino acids. The transcript has 3 exons. NCBI's taxonomy places the organism in Eukaryota, Metazoa, Arthropoda, Insecta, Orthoptera, Acrididae.
GUCUCCCGACAGUACGCACUUGGCUGUUUUGACGUUUACUGACCGGAAGUUGGUUUCACGUGACGAGGCAUCCUGUUCGAAGACGCCAUUCAUGUUGAUGUUUGCCUUGUGCUCCAUUUAACUGCUUUCGUUGUUUGUUGCUGCUUCUUGUUAUUUCGUUGCUGCUGUUACGUUUUGUUAUUGUUUCUUGUUAUUGUUUAGUUUGUUUUAGCAAACAUGAGUGAUUCCCAAGAAACGCUCUAUAAGUGUGAGGAAUGCAGUUCAGAGUUUAAAAUGCGAAAGAACCUCUACGCCCAUAUGAGGAAAGUUCAUGAACUUGAUAUCCAUGUGUCUAAAAAAGGAAAAGGCAGUGAAUUGUGUCCCCAGUGCGGAAUUGCAUUUAUGAGAUGCAGUUCAUUAAAACGUCAUCAAAUAACUGUGCAUGGCAUGAAGUCGGAGGAAAACAGUCGGAAAUGCCGCAUUAUUUGCCCACAGUGCUCUCUCUCGUUUCUCACCUAUGACACACUGAGAACACAUAUUCAAGAGAACCAUGACGUUAGUUUUGAGUGCCAGGAGAUAGAAUUUGGUUGUCUUGCAGACUUUGAAGAGUGGAAAAUUUCUUACGAAAAAGUAAACCAUGUUCGUUAUGUAAUGAAUUGUUCGGAGCAGGAGCGACUAGAAAAACGUGUUCGAUAUUACCACUGCCAUCGCUCUUUCAAUUUCAAUUCUAAAGGAACAGGUGCCAGGUGUGUCAAAAGUAUGGGCACGAAUAAAAUAGGCAGUACUUGCCCAUCCAACAUGCAAGUGGCAAUAACAGAGGACAAAUGCUGCUUAAAAUUUUUUCCAAAACAUAUGGGACACACCCAAGAUGUUGGAAGAACAUUUCUGCAUGGGAACGAGAGGGCAGAGUUGGCAGGAUGGCUGUCACAGGGUGUACCUGUUGGACGAGUCUUACAAGAUGUCCGAAGUGCACCAAUCGCUGCAAGUGUGGAAAGAAUCCAUUUCCUUGAGAAAAAAGAUUUGCAUAAUAUAAAAAGGGAUUUUGAUAUUGGUUAUGCAACGAAGAAGCAUGAAAAUGAUGCAGUGAGUGUGAAAUUGUGGGUUGAAGAAAUGAAGAGACAAAGUGACAACCCAGUACUGUAUUUCAAGCAGCAAAAACAAGUGGAUCCUAAUUUUCAAGAUGAAGACUUCAUUCUUAUUAUAAUGACAGACUUUCAGGCUGAACAACUUCUAAAGUAUGGAGAAGAUAAAAUAUGUGUGGAUGGCACUCAUGGCAUGACUGCAUACGAUUUUCAACUUUUUACUAUUGUCGUUGUUGAUAGAUAUGGUGCUGGAAUGCCAGUUGCAUUUUGUUUUUCAAAUAGGGGAGACAUGUGCUUACUGUCUUUUUAUUUCAAAUGUGUGAGAGAAAGGGUGGGCACUGUAAAGACCAAUGUGUUUAUGUCUGACGAUGCACCAGCAUUUUAUAAUGCAUGGUCAGCAGUAAUGGGACCUGUGCCAAACCAGUUGCUGUGUUCUUGGCAUAUACAACGGAACUGGUCUCAGAAUUUAAGGAGAAUUUCUGGGGGUAGUGAGAAAAAAUCAGCAGUGUUUAGUUCACUAAAGCGACUUCAGACUGAACUGGAUAUAGAUGUUUUUAGUUGUAGUCUGUAGAAAGUGAUGGAAGACUUAUUGAAUGAUCCGGAUACUGCAGAAUUUGGCAGGUACUUUCUUAAGAUGUACUGCCAGCGAGUGGAAAAGUGGGCGUAUUGUUUUAGGCACCGAUUGGGCAUUAAUACAAACAAUUACUUGGAGUCCCUACAUAAAGUUAUUAAAUACAGUUAUCUAGAAGGGAAAAAGUGCAGAAGGCUGGAUAAGUCAUUAAAUGCUUUGUUAUGUUUAGUGAGAGACAAAGUAUAUGAGGGCUUAGUGAAGCUCUCAAAACGUAAGCAGUGCUCUAGGGCGUCAAGAGUGAAAGCAAGCCACAACAAUAGCUCAACUAUAACAAAUGGGAUGAUUUUAUGCAGGGGUGAAGGGUUGUGGGAAGUGCUUUCUUCCACUGGUUGUGAAGUGUAUGUUGUUGUAAAAAAUUCAGAACUGAUAUGCGAAAGAAAAUGUUCACUUAAGUGCAAUACCUGCAACAUAUGUGUACAUUCGUAUAAAUGCAGCUGUUUAGACAACAUUUUAAAUUUCAACAUAUGUAAGCAUAUACAUGCAUGUGCUAAAUCAUUGUCUGGUGCUGUCCAGGAGAGUGAACAGUGUUCCUUGCCCUCUAGUGCAGACAAUGAAUAUGUGUCAGCAUUGCUUUCUGGCAAUUCAGAAAAAUCUGCUGACACAUUUGCACAGGAUGUGAUGUCUCACUGUGAAACUAUAGUUGCACUCAGCAAAGGAACACAGUGUGGACAGGAGACUAAGGCCAAAGUAUUGAAGGAUCUGAAGAAGAUCAUUGGUAAUCUUAAUAAAGAUUUUUCUUUCUCAGAAGAAAACAAUGUAAAUGUGAAUGCCAAGAUUGAAUCUCAGGCUAGAUUUUUUUCCACAAAGCAGAGAAGGAUUUUGUGAGGGGUGAUUAAGUGUUUAAAAAAAAGUAAACUCCAGGUUGGAAUAUCAACAAUAUUAGGAAAAAAAUAGUUUGCCACUCACUGUAAAGGUGACAUGUUGAGUUGCAGACAGGCACAAUGUAAAGAAUGUUACACAUUUAGUUUUUGGCCAAAGCCUUCUCCAGAAAACAAAACACAAACAGAUUAACACUAGCAAGCACACAUGACCAAUAUCUCCCACUGCAGAUAGUGGAGAUGUGUGCAGGUAGUGUGCUUGUGUGUGUAAAUCUUUUUGUGUUUUCUUUUCUGAAGAAGUCUUUGGCCAAAAGCUAAAUGUGUAACAGUCUUUACAUUGUGCCUGUUUGCAACUCAACAUGUCACCUUUACAGCGAAUAGCAAACUAUCCUUUUCCUAAUAUUGUUAAUGCACAUAAAGGUGGUCUUGUACAUUAUGUCAAUUUGUGUGUGUGUGUGUGUGUGUGUGUGUGUGUGUGUGUGUGUGUGUGUGUGUGUGUGUGAGAGAGAGAGAGAGAGAGAGAGAGAGAGAGAGAGAUUCCAUGUAGUUGAAGGUGAAUAAAAAUUUAAAUUUACUUCUGCAUUUUUUGAGUUUUGUUAAUCAUGGUAUACUAAAAUAAUGCUGUCCCACCAUCUUGGCUCAUUCAAACUGUAUUCUAUA